Oryza sativa Japonica Group (Japanese rice) is the source of this 4132-nucleotide messenger RNA. RefSeq names its product multiple C2 domain and transmembrane region protein 16. NCBI's taxonomy places the organism in Eukaryota, Viridiplantae, Streptophyta, Magnoliopsida, Poales, Poaceae. The record is from RefSeq and is a predicted model, not a curated record.
CUGCUUGCAACAUGAAGAUAAGCAACUACUCCUAUAUGUCUGUAUAUAUACACUUAAUACCCUACAUUCUCUUUCAUACGCUCCUUUAUUUGUUCACACUUAUACAUCAAUAAGAAAAGAAGCAUCAUCAACUAUCAUCAAUAAGGAAGUGAACACAUAUAUGAAAAAUCUUUUUUAAUCACUCCAGUGAAUGCAUGAUUUUUUUUCUCCACUCCCUUAAAAAUUAAACUGAUUCACACAAAAAGGGGUUGUCCAGAUUGAUGUCAUUUUAAACCAUAUUAUUUUUGAGUAAAGUUGCCAAAUAUGUACAUCUAUUUAGUUUUUUACCAAACUCUAGUAAAUAAAUAAGAUAUCCUACCAAAACUUAGCAAUAUUGCUAAAUUGCCAGUAAAGUUUAUUUUGGCUACAAUCUGAAAAGGCCCAAAAUCCCAUCAAAAUUCAUGCGUUACGUACAAAUAAGAUUUUAUGUCCCUUUUGAAAUUAAAAAAAAAACAGAAUUUUGAUACUAUAACUUAGUAUAGUUCUCAUGGAAGUCCUUCAAAAUCUCAACAUUUCAAACAAAGCCCUAAUCAUAUUGUAGCUCUACACAUCAUGCUAUGCUAAACAACCUACUCACAUCCUAUGCUCUAUUUAUUAAUAAAUAAAUGAACACUUUAAAGUCUCUAACACACACGCACGCAAGCCAGUGAUUAGUGAAACAGCUCACUCUAGAGAGAGAAGUCCAUCGUCCAUGCAAGCGAAGCUCGCCGGCGACGUGGUAAUAGCGCUGCACCGCCGGCCGGAGCUGUAGGAGAAGAGAAGGCGUCCGGCGAUGGCGGCGGCCGAGACGGUGAGGAAGCUGGUGGUGGAGGUGGUGGAGGCGCGGAACCUGCUGCCCAAGGACGGCACGGGCACGUCGAGCCCGUACGCCCGCGUCGACUUCGACGGCCAGCGCCGCAAGACGCACACCGUGCCGCGCGAGCUCAACCCGGCGUGGAACGAGGCGCUCGAGUUCAACUUCGCCGGCGUCGCCGGCGACGUCGUCGUCGGCGGCGAGCCGCUUGAGGUGGCCGUCCUCCACGACGUCCGCGUCGGGCCCAGCCGCCGGAGCAACUUCCUCGGCCGCGUCCGCCUCGACGCGCGCCAGUUCGUCCGCAAGGGUGAGGAGGCGCUCAUCUACUUCCCCCUCGAGAAGAAGGGCUUCUUCAACUGGGUUCGCGGAGAGAUCGGCCUCAGGGUCUACUACCUCGACGAGCCCGUCGCUCCGCCUCCGCCGCCGCCGGAGCCACCUGCCGCUGAUCCCGCUCCAGCCGAGGCCGCUCCCGAUGCUCCUCCGGCCGAUGCCGACGCCGCGCCGGAGGCGCCGGAGAAAGCGGAGGAAGCACUACCAGCUGCCAGCGGCGGUGACGAUGGCGCCACGGACAAGCCACCGGAGACUGACGCGGCAGCGGCAGCGGCAACUUCCGCGCCGGAGGAGGAAGCACCCGUGAUGGCAUCGGAGGCGGUGGCAGCUUCGGCGGAAGCCGCGCCGGAAGAAGAGCAGAUACUGACCCCGCCGCCGCCGCCCACGCCGACGCCGACGCCAAUGCUGCGGCAGGUGCCGGUGCCGGCGCGGCCACCGCCGCCGCCACCAGAGGCGCCGGUGGAGCGAUCAAAGCAUGACCUGGUUGACAAGAUGCCGUACCUGUUCGUCCGGGUGGUGCGCGCGCGGGGGCUCCCGGCGGGGGCGCACCCUCACGUGCGCGUCGCCGCCGGCGGCCGCCACGCGUCCACGCGGGAGGCUCGCCGCGGCGCCUUCUUCGAGUGGGACCAGACGUUCGCCUUCGUGCGCGACCCGGGGGCCACCGACUCGCCGGGACCAACGCUCGAGGUCUCCGUCUGGGACCUCCCGCCCGACGCCGACGUGUCCGACGCCGACGACCGCCACUUCCUCGGCGGGCUCUGCUUCGACACCGCCGACGUGCACGCGCGCGACCCGCCCGACGGGCCGCUCGCCACGCAGUGGUACAGGCUGGAGGGCGGGCGCCGCCUCGCCGGCGCCGACCUGAUGGUCGCCACCUGGGCUGGCACCCAGGCCGACGAGGCGUUCGCCGACGCGUGGAAGGCGGACUCCCCGGCGUCCUCGGUCGCGGCCGCCGCGGCGUCGCGCGCCAAGGUGUACGUCUCGCCCAAGCUCUGGCUCCUCCGGCUCACCGUCAUCGAGGCGCAGGACACGCUCACGGCGCCGCCGCCGCGCGACGCCGGCAUCGCGGUGCGCGGGACGCUGGGGUUCCAGUCUCUCAAGACGCGCACCGCCCCGGUGGCGCGCAACGGCGGCCCGUCGUGGAACGAGGACCUGCUGUUCGUCGCGGCGGAGCCGCACGCCGACGGCGACGACUGCCUCGUCAUCUCCCUCGAGGUGCGCCAUGGCAAGGACGCCUUCCCCGUCGGCUCCGCCAGCAUCUCGCUCGCCACCAUCGAGCGGCGCGUCGAUGACCGCAAGGUGGCCUCCAAGUGGAUCGACCUGCUCCCGUCCGACGAGGCCAUGAAGAAGGUCGGCAAGAAGGCGGCCAUGCACAUGCACGGCGGCCGGCUGCACGUGCGCGUCUGCCUCGACGGCGGCUACCACGUCGCCGACGAGCAGCCGUACGCGAGCAGCGACUUCCGGCCGUCGGCGCGGCAGCUAUGGCGCCCGCCGAUCGGCGUCGUGGAGCUCGGCAUUGUCGGGUGCAAGGGCCUCCUGCCGAUGCGCACCGCCGACGGCAAGGGCUGCACCGACGCCUACGCCGUCGCCAAGUACGGCCCCAAGUGGGCGAGGACGCGCACCAUCUCCGACAGCUUCGACCCGGCCUGGAACGAGCAGUACACGUGGCCGGUGUACGACCCGUGCACGGUGCUCACCGUCGGGGUGUUCGACGAUCCGCCGCCGCCGUCGCCGUCGCAGCUACCGGACGGCGCCAAGGACGCCGCCGCGUUCUCGCGGCCGAUGGGCAAGGUCCGGAUACGGCUGUCCACGCUGGAGAGCGGCCGCGUGUACCGCGGCGUGUACCCGCUCAUCAUGAUGCUGCCCACCGGCGCGAAGCGGAUGGGCGACGUCGAGCUCGCCAUCCGCUUCGCCGCGUCGGCGUCGGCGCUGGACGUGCUGCACAUGUACGGCCGCCCGGCGCUGCCGCCGAUGCACCACCUGCGCCCGAUCCCGGCGGCGAGCCGCGACGCGCUGCGGCUGUCCGCGGCGCGCAUCUCGGCGGCGCACCUGGCGCGGUCGGAGCCGCCGCUGCGGCGGGAGGCGGCGACGUGGAUGCUCGACGCGGCGGAGCCGCGCGGGUUCAGCAUGCGGAAGCUGCGCGCCAACUGGACCCGCGCCGUGGCGGCGCUGUCGUGGGUGUCCGACGCGGCGCGGUGGGCGGAGGACACGCGCUCGUGGCGGAACCCGACGGCGACGGCGCUGGCGCACGCCGUGCUCGUCCUCCUCGCGUGGCACCCGGACCUCGUCGUGCCGACGCUCACCCUGCACGUGGCGGCCGUCGGCGUGUGGAAGUACAGGCGCAGGCCGCGCGCGCCGGCGCCGCACCCGUGCGUGCGCGCGUCCAUGGCGGAGGCGGCGGACAGGGAGGAGCUGGACGAGGAGUUCGACGCGAUCCCGAGCUCGAGGCCGCCGGAGGUGGUGCGGGCGAGGUACGACCGGGCGAGGAUGGUCGGCGCGCGGCUGCAGGCGAUGGUCGGCGACGUGGCGACGCAGGCGGAGAGGCUGCAGGCGCUCGUGUCGUGGCGCGACCCGCGCGCCACGGGGGUGUUCGUCGCGCUCUGCGUGUUCGUGGCCAUGGCGCUGUACGUGGUGCCCAUCAAGGUGGUCGCCGUGGUCGCCGGGUUCUACUACCUCCGCCACCCGAUGUUCCGGGACCGGAUGCCGGCGCCGGCGAUCAACUUCUUCCGGCGGCUGCCGUCCAUGUCGGAAAGAAUCAUGUAAGAUAUAUGAAUAUAUGAUCCGGCAAGCAGUGCUAAUUGAUUACUUUGCAUAAUAAACAUUACCAUUGCCAUCCUCAUAGUGUUGUCGAAUUGUCUAUUUUCUAUGUUAGUAGAACAGAAUAAACGAAAUUAGUUUAUGUUUAUCCCAUGUAAUAUUUCAUUCGUAUUAUUAAUUAAUGGAUAUUAGGCAUGAAUAUUUUUCUUUACA